Molecule: messenger RNA, 726 nt
Organism: Tricharina praecox
Lineage: Eukaryota; Fungi; Ascomycota; Pezizomycetes; Pezizales; Pyronemataceae
Exons: 3
Coding region: 107-535 (142 amino acids)
Source: RefSeq, a predicted model, not a curated record
CUGGGUUGGCUAUCCACAAACGUCAAGACCGCGACUCCGGCGGCACGCAAGUAAUAUCUGAUCGGAGCAUCCACCACCAAAAAGCAAUACGAGGACAUGAAUUCGAAUGGUGCGUAGGAGGAACGGAAGGAAGGAGGGAAAAUAUACGUUUUCUUCUUCUGAGAGUCUUCUUAUAGACCUGAGCUUUUUCCAGCAAGCAAGAGGGAAGUUUUUCCGCGUCACUCACAACUCUCACUCUCAGUCUCAGUCUGAAUCUUUUCCUACACCUCCUGUCUGUCUCCUCGCCGAUCGCGAUCGCAAUCGGAUCCACAAGCUCAGCUCAGCUUCAGCUUAUCCUUCCUAUUUUCCCUUUUUUGUUGUGUCUUGCUUGUCCGUAUCUGUGUCUGUAUCCGUGUCUGUGUCCGUCUGUGUCCAUCUGUGUCUGUUUUUGUGUUUGCAAACCUUUCUAAAUACCCCCCCUUUUUCACUGUUUUUUUACUACUACUACUGCGGCUGCCACUGCUGCGGUUACUCCAUAAUGGUUUUUAAUUUAUGACCCGUUACGUUUUGUACCUUAUCCUACAUACUUUUACCUCACUUACUCAUCUUAUUCCCUUCGUCAUCUGAAGUUGUAUUGUAUUACCACCACCACUAUCGUUGUCGCUGUUUUAUUAUCACAUUGCUUUUACUAUCUAGCACUAGCCGCUGGAAUUCAACUGUUGUUUUCUUUCUCUUUUCCUUGAACUU